Messenger RNA from Schizophyllum commune H4-8, 709 nucleotides. RefSeq lists its product as uncharacterized. The record is from RefSeq and is a predicted model, not a curated record. Lineage: Eukaryota; Fungi; Basidiomycota; Agaricomycetes; Agaricales; Schizophyllaceae. The transcript has a single exon. Bases 39 to 509 code for a protein of 156 amino acids.
AGUCGCACCGUCAAACUACCUCCAAUUGUUAUAAGCGGAUGCAGACGCGCGCUGAGCGCCGUGCUGCCGUGUGCGAGACCAUCUUGUGCGCCGUGCUUGCGGUUGUUGUAAAACUGUAUUCCCUCCUCUAUUCUUCCCGCUUGCGCUCGCCGCUGCUCGUGCUCGCCCUCACGCUUGCUUGCGCUCCUGCGUGUCCGCGCCUGCGCCUGCGCUCGGUGCCAGAGUCUCGGCUCGUACUGUGUACCCCGCGCAUGCUCGUCUUGCUUCUCACCUAUCACCAGCCUCUGCUAAAUACCUACUAUCCGCCCUCCUUUGUCCAUAUAUCAUACGCUCAUGAUACCCCCGCGGACCUUGCCCGCGGGAUGACGAACGUAAUGCCUUCGAACGGACUUUCUACCCCACGCCAGUACCAUACUUACUCGCGAGGACUUCUUUCUGGAAGCUUUUCUUAUCGUAUGCUUGGAAGCUGCCUACCACCUUUCAACAACUCGUAUCCAUCUUCUACUUAGCUUCCUGCUUUAUAUGCUCCACUUCUGAUCCUCUCCCGACCUGCGUACCCCACUCCGACCCGCGCUCUCGAGAUGUCUGCUUCUUUGCUUCCUGCUUACUUACCGAUCUACCCAUUUACCGGAUGCAAUGUUUGCUUGAUUCGAUGCAUCAUCAAGGUACGGACAUCCUGCGAUGCUAGAGAUGACGGGACGAUUUCAAG